Messenger RNA from Pichia membranifaciens NRRL Y-2026, 2092 nucleotides. RefSeq lists its product as hypothetical. Gene Ontology annotation, cellular component: nuclear chromosome. Bases 89 to 1975 code for a protein of 628 amino acids. Lineage: Eukaryota; Fungi; Ascomycota; Pichiomycetes; Pichiales; Pichiaceae. Gene Ontology annotation, biological process: meiotic cell cycle; positive regulation of transcription by RNA polymerase II. Gene Ontology annotation, molecular function: DNA binding; DNA-binding transcription factor activity. The record is from RefSeq and is a predicted model, not a curated record. The transcript has a single exon.
UUCCGCUCCGGUGCGUUUGCGGCCUCGUACGAAGGGAAAGCAUUGUGGAGAAAAAAGUUGGAAAAGUAAGAACAGCCAGAGACAAAAUAUGGGGGAUAACAUUAUCGGAGACCACAGCUAUGGUGGCAGUGAUAACAACAACAGCAUUAGCAACAACAACAAUGGAAACAUAGACAGUAAUAACGCUGCCACGAGCAACACAAUAGACGACGAAUUUGCGUCCUUGUUCUUGCAGGAGCUACAAAACACAAGAGCAGAGAGUUUGAAAAAUAUUCCGGCAAGUGUCACAGAGACUACAGCUGUCACUGGUCGCAACCACUCCGAGGUUGACUACAUGAACUCGAUGGAGCUUUCUGCCAGUCAGACAAACCUGGCUAUGAAGGGGGCUGCGAGUUAUGCGAUGUACUUGCCAAUGGAAACCACUUUCAACUCGAGCUUUUUGGACCUCAAUGAACUAUACUCACCCGGUACACAGCAGGUAGCCCUAGAGUCUUUGAUGAAAGGCAGUGGGAUUGGUGGUGCUGAAGAUGGGGUUCAGGAUGCAGGGUUGACGGGUGAUAUGAUGGAUCAGCUUAGAGCAGGCAAGCCAUCUUUCCAAAACCCGCUGUAUAAUCAUGGAUAUCAGCAAAUUAUGGAACCGGGAAAACAAAAAGAAAUGAUAGACAGCGUACUUGACAUUGCUACUGAACAGGGUGAUGAUGUUAAGAUCAAAAAUGAGCAAUAUUCUCCAGUGAAGGAGCCAACAGUGGGGGGCAAGGAAGGCGGUAAAGCAGUCAGUACAGAGAGCAGCUCCGAGAACCAGGUACUUCAACUGAUAUCCAACAACGUCCUGGCUUUGAUGGAGGUGAAUACAGAUGCGCAGACAACCAGCGAGAACUUUCCUUUCAAUACAUUGUGUAAGGGAAACAUUGCCGGCAGACUAUAUAUCAAUCCUGAGUCUUUUGUGAAACUUUCUAAGCUCCACAACAUUGCGGCACUGAUGGAAGAGGCCAAUUCCACACAGUUGUUUUGCUACAGAAGGAACUGGAUUUCCUUGGAUUUCAGCAUGAACUUAAGUUUUUUGGAAACUGUCAAGAAUGAGAGACCGUUUAAGAAAUUGUCGCUCCAUUUAUCCUCGAGUUUAAGAAAGCGUGACAACAAGGACAGCACCAAGGUAAGCGUGAUUACGGAGAAAGAGGAAUUUAUGUUUCAUAAGGCUGAAGUGAAAAAUACUGAAAAUAUUAUACAGGCCAGCGAGUCAGAGGUAAGCAUUGAGUACGACGACUUGGUGAAAAUAGCACAGCACGACGGAAAUGUGCACUUUCUAUGGGACCAGAUCAAAUUCAAAUCUGCAACAGCAAAUAAUCGACAUGAUGCAGCCAAUAAAUACUAUACAAUUGUUCUCGAGGUAAGGUUCCACAAUUCCCAAAACGGUGGUAACGACACCAUCGUGCUUACCAAGAGAUUUGAAUCGCAUCAAAUCAUUGUCAGAGGCAGAAACCCCAGCUUUUACUCUAAGAAGGGAGACAUCUUGAUCGGCAAAAUGAAGAAGCAGAGCUCAAGUCGAGCCUGUAAGGCUGAGGUGAAUCACAAUGAGUCGACAGACUCUGCGCAGUUUACUCCAAACCUAAAACUUGCCACACCAAUUGAAAACCUUCGAACAGACGCCGUAAAGACAGUGAGUCCCGCCGACAACGAUUACAAGCUACCCAUAACCGCUCUUGGAAACACCGUGGUAAGUGCAGGCGGCGGGUCAAACAAAAGUUUCUCGAAAGUCAAGGACGACAACGACCGACAUUUGGCUUUGAAGGAGAACAAGGGUGGUUCCAGCUACCAAUAUUUCAGGGUUACGGACAACUACUACCUUCCGCCAGUUGACGUAGGCUACUUCCCGCACUACGUCCACCACAGCAAGCAGGUGCUCAAAUCGAACGCUGUUUCUGCGGGAAUGUCUCACGACCAGGAAGUCAGAGAGCAGUACAACUACUAUAUGUAACUGGUAUGGUGGAGAGACCCUGACCCCGCCUAAUGAAGGGUGUCUUGUAAAAUUUUGUAGUGUACAGUGAACAAAUAAAGAGUAAAAAAGUCUUCUCAUUGGACUUUUGUCGCGGUU